This is a messenger RNA of Closterium sp. NIES-65, 1401 nucleotides long. NCBI's taxonomy places the organism in Eukaryota, Viridiplantae, Streptophyta, Zygnematophyceae, Desmidiales, Closteriaceae. The record is from the annotation of a GenBank genome assembly.
AUGGCUAUGCACCCAUCUCCUUCCCCUCACCCCUCUCUCUCCACGCAUGGCUAUCCACCCAUCUCCUUCCCCUCACCCCUCUCUCUUAACGCAUGGCUAUCCACCCAUCUCCUUCCCCUCACCCCUCUCUCUCCACGCAUGGCUAUCCACCCAUCUCCUUCCCCUCACCCCUCUCUCUCCACGCAUGGCUAUCCACCCAUCUCCUUCCCCUCACCCCUCUCUCUCCACGCAUGGCUAUCCACCCAUCUCCUUCCCCUCACCCCUCUCUUCACGCAUGGCUAUCCACUCAUCUCCUUCCCCUCACCCCUCUCUCUCAACGCAUGGCUAUCCACCCAUCUCCUUCCCCUCACCCCUCUCUCUCCACGCAUGGCUAUCCACCCAUCUCCUUCCCCUCACCCCUCUCUCUCCACGCAUGGCUAUCCACCCAUCUCCUUCCCCUCACCCCUCUCUCCCCACGCAUGGCUAUCCACCCAUCUCCUUCCCCUCACCCCUCUCUCUCCACGCAUGGCUAUCCACCCAUCUCCUUCCCCUCACCCCUCUCUCUCCACGCAUGGCUAUCCACCCAUCUCCUUCCCCUCACCCCUCUCUCUCCACGCAUGGCUAUCCACCCAUCUCCUUCCCCUCACCCCUCUCUCUCCACGCAUGGCUAUCCACCCAUCUCCUUCCCCUCACCCCUCUCUCUCCACGCAUGGCUAUCCACCCAUCUCCUUCCCCUCACCCCUCUCUCUCCACGCAUGGCUAUCCACCCAUCUCCUUCCCCUCACCCCUCUCUCUCCACGCAUGGCUAUCCACCCAUCUCCUUCCCCUCAUCCCUCUCUCUCCACGCAUGGCUAUCCACCCAUCUCCUUCCCCUCACCCCUCUCUCUCCACGCAUGGCUAUCCACCCAUCUCCUUCCCCUCACCCCUCUCUCUCCACCCCCUCUCCUUCACUCUCACUCUCUCCUCCGCUCCAUCCCUGCACAACACGAGCAGUUCAACCGGCGGGGGGACUUCCCAGCCAAGGUGGCGGAGGGCGCGUGGCCCUUCUCCUGUGCGCGCGCCAGCCAUGCCAACGGCAUCGCCCUGCCCUAUGGCAUCUACAGCCAUGGCGCACGCGUGCUCUGUGCUGGGGGGGACGAGGAGCGGGAAGGAGGGGAGGCGGGGGAGGGGGAUGAGGUGAAUGGGGGCGGAGCUGUGGUGAUGGCGCAGCUCCAGGUGGGGGGAGGCAGGCAGGAGGGCAGGGGUGAGGGCAAGGGGGAGGGCAGGGGAAAGGGUGUGGGGGAGGGGAAGGGGGAGGGCGAGGAGGGUGAGCGUGAUGACAAGGGGCGUGGGCAGGGCAACAUGGGAGGGGGGUCGGUGCGGCGUGCAGUGCUACUCACAGCCAACGUGUGCUUCAUGGAAGUGCGCCGCAGUAAGCCAUAG